Molecule: messenger RNA, 453 nt
Organism: Grus americana (Whooping crane)
Lineage: Eukaryota; Metazoa; Chordata; Aves; Gruiformes; Gruidae
Product: melanoregulin-like
Exons: 2
Coding region: 103-453 (116 amino acids)
Biological process (GO): melanocyte differentiation; melanosome transport
Cellular component (GO): melanosome
Source: RefSeq, a predicted model, not a curated record
CGCGGAGCCCGGCCCUGCCCAGCUCUGCCCGGCUCCUUCGGCGGCGGCGCUGCGGGGCGGGGGAGGGCUGAGCCCGCCCAGCGCGGCUCUCCGGCGGCGCCGAUGGGGCUGGGGGCCUGGCUGCGAUCGCUGGGCGGCUGCUGCGGCUGCUGCGGAGGGGAGGCGGCGGCGCCCGAGAAGGAGCCCUUGCUCAGUAACAACAACCCCUACGCCUCCUUCGGAGCCACGCUGGCGCGGGACGAGGAGCAGAACCUGUGGAGCACCCCGCACGACGUGACCCACACGGAGGCAGAUGAUGACCGAGUGCUGUACAACAUGAUCGUGGUCAGGAACCAGCUGGACAAGGACUCGGAGGUGAGGCAGUGCCGUUCCUCGCGCUUGGUUUCACCGCGGACCGAGGCUCGGUGCUUUCGUCGGAUGCUUUGGCGGUUCCUUUAUUUAAGCACCCCUUAA